This is a messenger RNA of Prunus armeniaca (apricot), 1800 nucleotides long. The record is from the annotation of a GenBank genome assembly. Lineage: Eukaryota; Viridiplantae; Streptophyta; Magnoliopsida; Rosales; Rosaceae.
AUGAGUAACUGGUUGGGGUUUUCUCUCACUCCACACUUGAGGAUCCAUGAAGGCUUUGGUGGGGGAGAAGAUCAACAAGACCAUGGAGGAGGAGGAGGAGGAGGAGGCUUCACUUCUCAAAUGACCAUCAUGCCCUUGCGCUCUGAUGGGUCUCUUUGUGUUCCUCCUGCUGAUCCUUUCAGGCGACCCAAUGGUUCUGAAGAUUGGAGAUAUGAAAAUCACAUGGGUGCAACAAGUGUCACAGACCCAAAUGAUGAAGGGGGUCCAAAGCUUGAAGAUUUCUUGGGCAGCUGCUACACAAGCUCUCCCCCUCCAAGUGAAACCAAAGUCUACAAUUGCCAAAGUACCCAACAAGACCAAAACCCAGAAACCAUCUCUCAGAUCAAUGUUAAUGAGGCCCCAAACUUCAACACCACCACCAACAAUGGAGAAGACAACAACAACAACAACCACCUAAUUCAACCAUACAGCCAUUAUUGUACCCUAAACCCACCAAGCCUCAUCCAAAGUAAUGGCAUGUACAAAUCUUGGUUGGGCCAAACGGUACCGUUUUCUGAUGAAAAAUCAACACCACGUGGUGAUCACCACCAGGCAAAUGGCAACAGCUUUCACCAGUCAUCUCUCUCACUCACUAUGAGCCCAAGCUUACAACAAAAUGGUAAUAAUAUGGCCGGAAUCUCUCAAAUGCAAAUAGUGGAAAGCAAGAAAAGGCCUGUUGGGAAAUCUGCAGCUAGAGAACCAGUUCCUAGAAAAUCUAUUGACACUUUUGGUCAGCGAACUUCUCAGUUCCGUGGUGUCACCAGAAAAGAAGGGCAAACCAGGGAAAAGGAAGGCAAGGAAUAUACUAACGGUCUGGUAUUUUAUUUCGUGCGAUUUUCUUCUGGGUUGGUGGUCUUUCUUCACAUCUUCAACACUUUUGCAACUGCAGUUUAUCUGGGUGGUUAUGAUAAAGAGGAAAAAGCAGCAAGGGCAUAUGAUUUAGCUGCACUCAAGUAUUGGGGUUCAACCACCCACAUUAAUUUUCCUCUGAGUACUUAUGAGAAAGAGCUGGAAGAGAUGAAGAACAUGACAAGGCAAGAAUUUGUAGCCAAUUUGAGAAGGAAAAGCAGUGGGUUUUCAAGAGGAGCUUCUGUGUACAGAGGAGUGACAAGACACCAUCAGCAUGGAAGGUGGCAAGCUAGAAUUGGCAGGGUGGCUGGAAACAAAGACUUGUACUUGGGAACAUUUAGCACACAAGAAGAAGCAGCUGAGGCUUAUGACAUUGCUGCAAUCAAGUUUAGGGGCACAAGUGCUGUGACCAACUUUGAUAUGAGUAGGUAUGAUGUGAAGAGAAUUUGCUCAAGCUCCACCCUAAUUGCAAGUGAGCUGGCCAAGCGUUCGCCGAAAGACUCUACUCCGGCAGCAAUCGAAGACUUCAAUUCUUGUGGAUCAUCUACUUCUGCACAACCCCUUUUGGCCAUAGCAAGUGGUGAACCGUGUGAUGACAUGGCUGAAAUGGUGUGGAAUAAUAAUAAUUCUGAGGAUCAUUCCCAUUCACAUCAUGAGAAUUCAAACACCACCAACAACAAUGCAGCUUUGGGUGCUUCGAGCAGCAGGAACUCUUCAAGCCCACAAAGCCCCAAGUGCUCAUUUGGCCACACUAGUGAGUUUGGCCUUGGUGGAGGAGACUAUUCCCAUGCUUAUUUCUCAUUGCAGGGUGCUAAGUAUGAAGAUGGCAAUGGUGGUGGGAAUGAUCAUUCAAGGCUUGGAAAUCUUGGUCUGGUUCCACAAGUCCCUAUGUUUGCACUGUGGAAUGACUGA